GGGGGGACCAAACUAAACUCCAUAGCUCCCCAUUUUCCUUGGAAUCAUAAACAUGGCUAAGAUCCAAAGCUCCAUUUAUGGGGUAUUUUUUGCGUUUUCCGUGAUUCUUAAUCUCUACUGUUUCAUAAAUCUGCAUUAUGUGGGUGGUGGUGUGGGUGGGAAGGGGAAGCAGCUGAGUUGGACCCAAAAAGCAGCAGAAGAGGCAGAGGCAGUGGCAGCAGUGUCAUGCUCUGGGCAUGGCAGAGCUUAUUUGGAUGGUUUCUCUGUUGAUGGAAAGCCUAUUUGUGAGUGCAACACUUGCUUUGGAGGCCCUGAUUGCUCUCAAUUCUCCCCUGCUUGUGUUGCUGAUGCUGACAGUGGGGAUCCUCUAUUCUUGGAACCCUUCUGGAUGGAACAUGCAGCUAGCAGUGCCCUAGUAGUUGUAGGGUGGCAUCGAAUGAGCUACACAUUCAAUGAUCACUCUUUCAUCUCACGCAACCUUGAGAAUCACAUCCGAAAAGUACACUCCAUUGCCAAGAACGCUAUUACAGAUGGAAGGUACAUUCUAUUCGGUGGUGGCUCAACCCAACUCCUCAGUGCUGCAGUUUAUGCCCUUUCUCCAGAGAAUUCAUCGUCCCCAGCAAGAGUAGUAGCUUCAAUCCCUUAUUUCCCUCUUUAUGAAACUCAAACAGACUACUUCAACUCAGUGAAUUUUAAGUUUGAAGGAGAUGCAUCCUCGUGGAUGAACACUACUUCAUCAGAUAGCUCCAUUAAUGUAAUUGAGUUUGUGACUUCUCCAAACAACCCUGAUGGUCUCUUGAAAAAACCUACUAUCCAAGGCUCAACCGUUAAGGCAAUUUACGAUCAUGCCUAUUAUUGGCCCCAUUUUACACCAAUUCCAGCUCCGGCGGAUGGAGAUCUCAUGAUUUUCACAAUUUCUAAGCUCACUGGCCAUGCUGGCAGUCGAUUCGGGUGGGCAAUGGUGAAACAUGAGGGUGUGUACCAAAGAAUGAUGACGUACAUGAGCCUAUCUGAAAUGGGAGUCUCUAGGGACACUCAGUUAAGAGCUCUCAAGCUUCUCAAAGCAGUUGUACAAGAAGGGAAUGGAAAAGAAAUCUUUGAUUUUGCAUACAAAACAAUGAGGAAUCGUUGGGAAAAAUUGAGGCAGGUCAUUUCAAUGUCGAAACGUUUUUCCAUCGAGGAAAGUCCUCCACAAUUUUGCAUUUUUUCCCAGAAAGUCAGGGGAUCUACUCCAGCAUAUGCAUGGGUGAAGUGUGAGAGGAAAGAAGAUAAGGACUGUACUGCAGUGCUCCGGGCAGCCAAUAUCAUUGGCCGGGAGGGCAGCCGGUUUGCUGCCGGAGACCGCCAUGUACGGCUGAGCCUCCUCAAGAGUCAAGAUGACUUUGACCAAUUGAUACAUCGGUUGAGCAAUUUAAUCUCUGAGGAAGAUGGUACUAGUAAACUAUGCGAAGAAGAUCAUAAUAAUCAACACUUUGUUGAUUAUGAUAAGUACUACUGUUGUAUAUAGAUCAAGAUCAAAAUAAAAGGUCAUGUCUGUCGACCUUUCAAGUUACGAAAAAUGUUUUAGAACUCUAAAUAAUGAGCUCUAAGGGAGCUCUAAUCAGUGGACUCCACCCACUGAUAUGAUAGUUUGGCCUCUCUUUUUUUUCUUCAAUGCCAGCUCAUUAGAGUUGGGUUUAGAGCUCAAUGUUUAGAGCUCUCUAUCAUUUCUGUUCAAGUUACAGAAGACAAUGAUUUUACUGGAUUUUAUGGAAAAAUAUAUAAUUUUAUA
Messenger RNA from Camellia sinensis, 1771 nucleotides. Its product is annotated as tryptophan aminotransferase-related protein 3. Gene Ontology annotation, molecular function: transaminase activity; carbon-sulfur lyase activity. Lineage: Eukaryota; Viridiplantae; Streptophyta; Magnoliopsida; Ericales; Theaceae. The record is from RefSeq and is a predicted model, not a curated record. Gene Ontology annotation, biological process: amino acid metabolic process.